This is a messenger RNA of Leptomonas pyrrhocoris, 3464 nucleotides long. RefSeq lists its product as hypothetical. The transcript has a single exon. Gene Ontology annotation, biological process: activation of GTPase activity. Bases 288 to 3464 code for a protein of 1058 amino acids. Gene Ontology annotation, molecular function: GTPase activator activity. The record is from RefSeq and is a predicted model, not a curated record. NCBI's taxonomy places the organism in Eukaryota, Euglenozoa, Kinetoplastea, Trypanosomatida, Trypanosomatidae.
AGUAUCGUUCUUGUUCCGUGCAUCUUCGACUCUCCUUUUAUAGCCUUUCCUUUAGUUCUUGUGGGGCGGGUCGGCACAGUGCAUGCGGCAACGGCGCACCCAAACGGCUUUCAUUCCACAUCGUGUCGUAGUUGUUGUUUCUAUUUCCAGCUGCAACGAAUACUCCACAAUACGCUUCUCCCUCUCUCUCUUCUGCCGUCUCUUCGUUGCUGCGCGAACUCAAAAGGGUUGCUGCCCUUCUUUUCCGUCUUGCAUUUUGAUCAAGUAAAGAAAUCCACAAGUCGCAAAUGAACCGACUUAGUCGCUUCGUGGCCGAGGAGGACGGGGUGGUCGCCCUCCCACUGUGCGUGUGGCGACUGCGCGGUCCGGGGCGGGCACGGCGUCUGCCACCCGGGUCGACCUACCGCUCCGCCGGGGCCGUGCUGCGCCGGGUGCUGCUGUACAACGAACACGGGCAGGCGCGCGUGCAGGUCGUCCGCAGCGACGGUCUCGACACCCCUAGAGAAGGCUCAUUUGGUCGUCUCUCGUCUACCAAGACCACAUCCACCACAGCAGCGGUUGCGGAGACGUGGACGACAGCCACCGGCGCACCCACAGCGGCCUUGGCAAGCAGAGGGAUGAGCACGCCGGCGGGUGGCCACGACGCGGGUCCGGUGGCGGAGGGGAGGGACGAAGGUGGCGAUGCCGGUCGAUCGGCGCCCAUGGCCAGCUCGAAUGCAAAAGAGGCGCUCACGAAGAGCCAGCUACGGCGCGAGCGAGCCUCGACGUUGGUGGCCGAGACGGAGCGACGCUACGAGGAGGCACAGGAGUCGUCUCUGGCGAGUCUCCUGCAGACCCUGCCGCUGCUGCGCGUGGUGCCACCACUGAGUCUGCAGCAGCAGGCCUACACACGCGAGACCCUACCGUCGACGACAGCAGGACCCACCCACACCGCUGUCGCCUCUCACAACACGACGGGUAAUACAAUCAACGCGGCAGACGCCGGCUUCCCGGCAUCAUCCCGCUCAGCCAUGAAUUGCAAUACGACUGGCAGCACGAACAUCCUCACCAGCAAUGUCCUGCAGGGCCACGCCUCGCCCACGGCGCUCCGCGCAGCGCAGGCGCGGUACGGCGGUGGUGGCGGCAGCGGGGCGCAACAGAGCGCUGCUAUGCGCGAUGGGCGAAGGCUUCGUUUGAGCUCCGCUAUUGUGCUCAGCCAGGAAGAAACGGCGUUGAUGGCCGUGAACGACGCACCACGCGGGCAAGCGGGCGCCACGACUACGACCGCCGACCCGCUGCCUUUAGCAGCUGCAUCCGCAGGCCAGCGGUGUACGUCUCCUCCACCACCCUCUUCGCUUCCUUCACCAUCGCCAUCACUCAAAGACGCUGUUCUUCUUCCACUGGCGACUGACACCACUGCUGCCGCUGCUGCUGCCCCAGACACACAGGCAUCCCCACUCCGCGACAUCUUCAUCGACGGUGGUCUCGGCGUGACAAUCAAGCUGGGGUCGUCGUGCGACGAGCCGAACUCGUUGCGCUGUGUUGCCUGGGGCGGGUGUCGACCGGCGAUGCUCCGCGCUGUUAUCUGGCGUCUACUCAGCGAUUACGCCCCUGCGCAGGUGGCUCGGCAGCACACGGAGCUGCAGCGCAAGCGCCGACAGUAUGAAGGCUACACCCGUCAGUACUGCAGUGCGCUGACGAUGCUGGCCGUCAGUGAGGCUUCUGCGGCGUCGUCGCCGUCGGCCGCAUCGACGCCGCAGCUCUCUGCCCCACCCCUUUCGUCCGGGUUCGGCGGCGCCGUCCACCUCGGCUCCGUCUCGCUCUCUCGCCUGCCUGUCCCGUCGAACCCGCACAACUUCUCGCGGAAGAGCCCUGACAUCUACAACCCAUCUGGACGUGGCGGCACGAGCAGCAACGUCAACGUCGCAGCUGCCGCGUCGCUCGCACCGCAUGAGCGGGCGAUCCUGCACCAAAUGCUGCUGGACCUGCCACGGCACCAGUCGCCAGUCUUCCACGCUCGCCGCGCCGUAGCGGGCAUGGCGCGGUGCCUCUUCCUCUGGUCCCAGCGGCAUCCUGCGGUGGGGUAUGUGCAAGGCAUGGACGACGUGGUGGCCGUUUUUUACCAGGUGUUUUUGACGGACGCACUGCGGCAGCACGCGCGAGAGCAGCUGGCUCGAUGGCAGCGGCAACGUCGUUGUUCAUCGACCUCCUUACCUCAAUCCACCAUGCUGCCACCGCCCGCGCUAGCGUUCACCGAGGCGGCGGACGUGGAAAACAGCGGGGACGAUAACGUAACUGCGGCGGGAGCGGAGGAGGCGCAGGGCGGCAGCGACCGCAGCACGCGUGACAUUAUGCACUUUCUACUCGCUUCGGUACAUCCGCACCGGCCGCCCACAUCGGCAUCGGUGCCGUCGACGCCGAACUCUGUCACGGCUGCUGCCACCGCUGAGUCCGCUGCGGCGCUUUCGUCAAGUGUGUUCAGCAGUGCAUCCGCCUCUCUCUCUCCCUUUCUGACGGAGGCAGACGUUGAUGUGCGCUUCCGCACUUCUGCUGCCCUGGACGCCGCACUCGCCGAUCUCCCGGAGAGCUACCUCACCCAAGUAGAGGCGGACACCUACUUCUGCGCGGGGCGCAUGCUGUCCUUCUUGCAGGACAACUUCAUGACGGGUCAGCCCGGGAUCCUACGCGGUGUGCGACGGCUCGAGUCCCUCGUGCGUGUCGUUGACCCGGCGGUGGUGACCUUCCUCGGCGCGUACGGCCUUACGGUGAUGGAUGGGUGCUUUCAGUGGCUGCACUGCUUGCUGGCGCGGGAGUUGCCGUUAUCCUUGCUGCUGCGCUUAUGGGACUGCUACUUGGCGAUUGGUGUGGGGGGCGACCAGCCGAUGGGUCUCAGCGCAUCUCCCGGUAUGUCGACCUCUGCGGUGCACGCGAGUACUAGCACUAGUGGUAGUGGUGGCGGGGGCGCUGCCUCUUCCAGUGAUGAGGCAGUUAUGUACUUCCACGUGUGUGUCUGUUGCGCGUUACUGCGAGCCUUGUGCACGAAUCUGAUGGGCGGGGCAGCUGCUGCUCCUUCCACCGCCGCCCCCACUACAACUCCAGCGUCGCCCGGCACGAUGGUGGGCGGGUGGGCAGCGGCGUUGGUCACCGCCUUGCCGAGUUUCCGCACGCGGGCGCCGCAGAACAGCGGAGAAGGUGGCGGAGACGCCGCCGCUGCUGCCGCUUUGCGUGCAAAGCCGUCCAUUGACGUCGUGAUGACGACCAUGAAGCGUCCAUUUGAGGCUCUCUUCCCAAAAUACCCCUCCACCGCUGUGCGGCAGCAACGACUGGAUGCGGAGCUGCAGGGCGGCGUCGCUUCUCGUGGGACCCUGACACGACAAACAUCGCCGUCGGAGGAGUCGAGUGAGGCGGCAGCGGCGGAGCGCUGGCUUGACCUGCUUAUUGCGGACGCCUACUGCAUCUGGCGCCUACACCCCUUGAGCUCUUAA